Messenger RNA from Camellia sinensis, 1059 nucleotides. The record is from RefSeq and is a predicted model, not a curated record. NCBI's taxonomy places the organism in Eukaryota, Viridiplantae, Streptophyta, Magnoliopsida, Ericales, Theaceae.
AUGAUAAAUCUGAAAAUUCAAGUAAUAGGAAAUUUUCUUGAACUUCUCAAGUUUCUUGCCGAUCAUAAUGAAGAUGUCAAAGUGGUUACAUUGAGCAAUGCUCCACAAAAUCUCAAGUUGACAUCUCCUGAUAUUCAAAAAGACAUUGUAAAUGUGGCAGCAUUUGAAACUAUCAAUGUGAUUAUUAAAGAUCUUAGUGAUGCACUUUUUUCUAUUUUGAUUGAUGAAACCCGUGACAUAUCAGUCAAGGAGCAAAUGGCAGUUGUAAUACAAUAUGUUGACAAAAAAGGCCAAGUGAUUGAGCACUUUUUGGGUAUUGAGCAUGUUGCUAAUAUGAAUGCUCUCUCACUUAAACAAGCUGUGGAAAAUUUAUUCUCCAGACUUGGAUUGAGUAUUUCCAGAUUGCAGGAUCAAGGAUAUGAUGGGGCUAGUAAUAUGCAAGAUAUUAUUAGGGAGAAGCAAGCUGCAAAAGUUGCUGAGGCACUUAAUACUAGAGAGCUAUCUAGUGGGCAAGGCUUAAAUCAAGAAACUAAUCUUAAACGUACUGGAGAUACACGUUGGGGUUCACAUUAUGGUACUUUAGUCAGCUUGGCUAGUAUGUUUUCAACAGUGAUUAAUGUGCUUAAAAUGAUUUCGGAGGAUAGUUCAAAUUCAAAACAACGAGUAGAAGCAAAUGUAUUAUUGGACUCAAUUCAAUCAUUUGAGUUUGUAUUCAACCUUCAUUUAAUGAAAACGAUGUUGGCUAUUACAAGUGAGUUAUCGCAAGUGCUACAAAGGAAAGAUCAAGAUAUUGUUAAUGCCAUGAAUUUAGUUCAAAUUUCUAAAGUACGGCUCCAAAAGAUGGGGCAGAGUAGGUGGACAUCCUUACUUGAUGAUAUUUUGUCUUUUUGUGAAAAGCAUGAAAUUGAUGUUCCCCAAAUGGAAUAUAUGUUUGUAGCUCGAGAGAGAAAAAGACGCAAUGCUCAAGAAAUUACAAAUUUAUAUCACUAUCGUGCUGAGUUAUUCUACACUGUUUUGGAUAUGCAAAUUCAAGAACUAAAUGCUCGUUUCAUUGAGUAG